Molecule: messenger RNA, 645 nt
Organism: Brugia pahangi
Lineage: Eukaryota; Metazoa; Nematoda; Chromadorea; Rhabditida; Onchocercidae
Source: the annotation of a GenBank genome assembly
AUGGGUGUAUUUAUUGUUGUACGUCUCAUAUUAUCCAAUCAUUUAUGUUCAAUUGCUUGUAAUGUGAUUGCAUUUGCUAUUUCUAGUUCACUCAUCUUCCAACUUAUCACACUUUAUGGCAAAAGUAUAGCAAAUCGAAAAAUGAUUCUAGAUAGAGGCUUACCAAUGGAUUGUAUGGGUUUCCUCUGGUUCAUUGGUCCAUUGUCGUCACAUUCGUGUUCUGAAUACUAUGAAGCUUUACAAAGCAAUAUUUUUUGGCAAUUGAAUGUUGUGUAUGUUUCUGGAACAUUACUUAAAGAUACACUAAUUUUGAUCACAUCAAUGUUUGGUGGAGCACUUGGUGAAUUUCUGCAAUCAUUUAUUAGUAAAUUUCAUUGGCUGCUUCAUAUACCUGUAUUUGUUGUAAUUUCACUUUGUAUUUUAUUGAGUCUUCUUGCUUCAUUUGGUUAUCGUUUUAAUUUCUUCUAUGGAUUAAUUCGAACUGAUUUCGACAAGCAGCAAAGAUGUGCUGAAAGAGUACCAUUUGAUGGCAGUACUAAGCAGUUAUCGAAUAAAAAAUUUGUUGAAUGCAAAACAGACGAAAUGAAAUCAUUAAUGCUAAUUAAUGAACUUUAUCAGAAAGCACAUGAUUAUAUCUCUAAGUAA